AGCAGAGGUGGUUGGCCACUGGGAGUAUAGCCACAGCGCGCCGUGGGGUUUUGUUGUGUUAUUGCGAUCUUUCGUUGCGAGAAGCGGACUGUGGGCACUCGUGGGCUCCACUUUGGUUAGAGGCCGUUAGCCAGUGACGAAUUCGUCUCCGCGCGAAACGUCUUGGGUGGAAAUUUUCCUUUCAACUCUCUUUCAACUCGACUGGUGUUGACUGGAAUCGCUUAACCCCUACCGUCCCGGGGCUUGUGGAGACGGGGUCCAUAGUCUGUGGGCACAGAAUUGGUCAGUUCCAGAGAUCGGGGCUUGAGUUGAACGUGGAGCGCGCAUGCCUGGGCAGCUCAGUUGCAGCGCAGUAGAUAGUGAGAGAGUGCGCGCACCACGUCCAUUGCGUCAUUGCACUGCGUCACCGACCGACGGCUCGUCGACGUUUUUGAUUUAUUGGCGGCACCUUUGGUCUUAGUUCACCUUUGGAUGGAGGCAGGUUUACCUGUGCCCAACUAUCACUGACCGAUUAUUGUCGUGUGUUGUCGCUGCUCAUUCAUGAAAAAAGUGCCAUCUAGUAAUGCGAACAGGAAGGAAGAAAUCACUCUAACGGAUAAUUAAUUGUCGUGUGCAAUAAAGUUUAAUUUGGAGAAGAAAAAAAAAAUUGGAAUGUUUUCGGGAAGGAAGUAAAGUGCGAACGUCGUGUGGAGUGUGAACAGUUGUGACUAUUGCGGGAUAACCACAUAUUCGUAGUGUAACCUGAGACGAUAGGAAAUUUGUCCUGACCCGGUACCCGGUGAAAAACUUUAAAUAGACCCCCAAUUUCCUGCCCAAGAACACGUACAGCUUAGGAAGUGACGAAUCACCAACCCCUAGCGCUGCACUUACUCAAAUUUUAUUGAUAACUAUAUUAGAGCGGUUUCACGGGUCCGGUUCUUGCCAGUGAUAUGACUCCCUUAAAAUUGGAAUUAUCCUCGUUUUAUAAUUUUCCACUUGAGUUUUAAUUAGAUUUUGAUUAUCUCGAGUUGUUUGUGAUUUGUUACGUUGUUCUGUCGAUUUCCGCCCCCAUGUAUGUGUGCCGUUUCUACCGUGCCGUGUAUGAUGUCUGAUAGUAUCGAGUGGACGUCGAUAAGGAAAGUGGAGUGUUUAGUAUUAGCAGCAACAGAAAUUCACAGAAUUCGUGUUCAGUGCAACCGAGUUUCAUAACUUCCCAAUAAAUGUAACGCGCGUCGGGAAUUGCAGCAAUAUUGGACGAUUCAAGGAAACUAGAUAACACAAACGCUUCCCAUCGUGAUUAUGCCAUUACUUCUAGCCAAUCAUCACAACACAUACGGAAUGUUACUUGAUUACAACGCAAUCAAAAGUAGAAGUAGCUUUCAUUUGGACCAAGAACCAAUCGAUUUCACAAUGUCGAAAUACAAAGCUGAAGUGACCAACUCAUCGGGAGGAUCAUAUGAUCACGGUCAUCAUCGCUUGCAGAUGAACAAUUUGGAGCAUUUAGUGCCAAUACACGCGAAUCCUUUUUACUCGCAACUGAAGCACUCGCCAAAUGCAAAUCGAAUGCAGCCUGAUCAUCUUGGACAGGGAGAGGAUCAGUCCUUCCAUUCACCACACUUGCAGCAGCUUUAUCAGAACUUUUGCGGGAACCUGAAUGACAGACUGUCAAAGGAUAUUUUUCAGCACCAGCAGCAUAGUAUGGAGGCUGCGAAAUGCGAGGAUUUGGAAGAUGAUAAGGAAAGGAUUAGUCGAAGUGGAUGGCACCAACCACUUUCACUGGUAACGCCGAGUUGCGGGAAGAUUGAGACUGCUGAUGAGGAGUCGGAGGCUGCCACUGCGACAGAUGCUAUUGAAGAGCCUGAAAUUAGUGACAUCAGGCAGAAUGAGGUGAAGGAUGCUGUGGAGCCGGAGAAGAAUAGCGAGAUGGUGGAUAGAAAUGAAAGUAGGGUUGGGAUCAUUAGACCUGUAGAUAUCAGCCGACUAUCAAGGACCCCAUCACCAAUUCCAUCCAACGUUUCAGAUGAUGCAAGUGACCGCUGUAUGAGUCCCGAAGCAGCCGAAGACAACUCCACUGCUUUAAAUUUGACAAACGACUCAUCACGGCAUGCAUCAUCCUCACCGUUAGCCCGCAGCACCCCGCCACCGGUAGCAGAUAUACCAGGAAUGAUGCCCGGUGCUCUGGGUCCACUCCUCCUACAAAGUCCCCUUAGCCUCGGUAGCCUGCCAAGUCUCUCCCCACAAGAUUUUGCAACUUUCCAACAGACCAUUCAAAUGCAGCAAGCUACCCUUCAACAGCAAUUCCAAAGCUACAUUGAACUAAUACGUAGCGGAGCACUAAACAUCCCCAAAGAUGAUUCAUCCAACGCUCUGGCUGCUGCUCAGUUCCUCUUUCAAAAUCAAGUUCAGCAACUUACCCAGGCCGCCCAUCAGCUCCAGGCCUUGCAAAAACAACACCAAAAUAAGACCCAGAUCACUUCCACCCCGAUCACAUCAAAGAGUCCCCUCCAUAGUCCAGCGGUUAGUCCGUGCCAUCAGAAUACCCCUUUGUCAUUCACGGGGAGUAGUCAAACCACACCACCGAAUAGUUCUAGUCUAAAUAUGGGUGGUAUUGUAACACCUAACACUCCUGGCACUGGGACUCAUACACCUCAGUUGGCUAAACAUAUGACGGGGCCUAGACCUAUGGAACCUUCACCGGAAGAAACCACUGAUUUGGAAGAACUUGAACAGUUUGCCAAGACGUUUAAACAGCGACGAAUUAAAUUGGGAUUUACUCAAGGGGAUGUUGGGCUAGCGAUGGGCAAACUGUACGGGAAUGAUUUUUCACAAACUACCAUAUCAAGAUUUGAGGCAUUGAACCUUAGCUUUAAGAACAUGUGCAAAUUGAAGCCGUUGCUGCAGAAGUGGCUGGAGGAUGCAGAUCGAACCAUAUCAAGUUCUGGAGGUGUAUACGAUCCAUCAUCUUUACAAACUAACAUUUCAACCCCCGAAAUUAUUGGGCGCCGACGAAAGAAGCGAACAUCCAUAGAGACCUCAGUUCGAGGUGCGUUGGAAAAGGCUUUCGAACUGAACCCGAAACCCACCAGUGAAGAGAUCUCACAAUUAGCUGAUCGACUAUGCAUGGAGAAGGAAGUUGUGAGGGUGUGGUUCUGCAACCGGCGACAAAAGGAAAAGCGGAUAAACCCGACCCUAGAUAGUCCAACAGGUGCGAACAAUGGCGGAGAAUCUCCUUUUGUUCUCUUACGCUAAAAGCGAGUGAUGAGGUACGAGAUCGAAGGGUAGCCCGUGAACGUGUUCUCUCCUAGUUGCUAACGAAUAUUUUACUUCUGACCCCAGGAGGGACUGCAUAGGACUCCAGCGGAACCCCUGCCUGGAGCAGUGACAGCCUGCAUUCUUAGUUUCUACAUAGUGUUUUACGUCUCACUAUUGAUCAAUUGUAUUUUUAUGCGCAACUUUUACCAUUCCAAUACAAUUUUAAAUAGACAAAAUCUAUUAAUUGCAAUUUACACAUCAACUGUACGUAUUUAUUUAGUUUAGUAAAUAUCUUUAAUAGCAUACGUCUAGGCUAAGCGCAAACUACGAUUAAGGACAUUUAAAAUAUUUGCAGAUGGAACUAUUUAAUUUCUAGACGUAAGUUGACUAGAUAUACUACGAAGAGUUUUAUAAAUUAUAAAGAAAUCACCAAAAUCUUUCGUAAUGUUGUACAGGCAUAAUGUCCCCGAAUUCAACCAUUUAUUUGUUAUGUAAUUUCCGCCAUUUUGCGAAUUUACUGGCGCAUUUAGCUUUAUUUAAUGUAUCGGCAAUUUCGUAACAUCUAGAUCCGAAUUCGAAAUUCCAGAUAGAAAAUUUUAGUUUCUUUUUAUUAUGAUUAAAUUCAUGUUACAUUAGAGCCUUAUCAUUGCAACUAAAACACAUAAAAUUGGUGAAUCAUUGUAAAUUAAAGAAAAAUUCAAAUAUAAGAGGAAAAUCCAUGUAGAAAGUAUCAAACAAAAGAUAAAUUGAAACCUAUUAGUUAGAUUUUGACAGAAAAAAAGAUACAAAAACCUGAAAAAUUCAAAAAAAUUAUCAAAAAUUCCUGCAUGUAUGAUACUAUGUAUAUGUUUUAUAUUUUUAAUAGAUUAAUUUUUUUUUGGAAUGUCUUCAUUCAAAAUUUGUCUCAUUUUGAUAUCGAAAUAUUUUUUUUUUAUUUUUUUGAUUCGUAAAUUAUAAGAGCAAA
Hermetia illucens (black soldier fly) is the source of this 4195-nucleotide messenger RNA. Its product is annotated as protein nubbin-like. Gene Ontology annotation, biological process: regulation of transcription by RNA polymerase II. Gene Ontology annotation, molecular function: DNA-binding transcription factor activity, RNA polymerase II-specific; RNA polymerase II cis-regulatory region sequence-specific DNA binding. Lineage: Eukaryota; Metazoa; Arthropoda; Insecta; Diptera; Stratiomyidae. The record is from RefSeq and is a predicted model, not a curated record. The coding region runs from base 1279 to 3228 and encodes 649 amino acids. The transcript has 7 exons.